Molecule: messenger RNA, 3336 nt
Organism: Cladophialophora carrionii CBS 160.54
Lineage: Eukaryota; Fungi; Ascomycota; Eurotiomycetes; Chaetothyriales; Herpotrichiellaceae
Exons: 8
Coding region: 1-3336 (1111 amino acids)
Cellular component (GO): cytoplasm
Molecular function (GO): ATP-dependent chromatin remodeler activity; ATP binding
Source: RefSeq, a predicted model, not a curated record
AUGGACGGACCCUCAGAUCCGGCAUUACUCGCUGAGAUAGAAGACCUUCGCGACGAGAUUGCCCUUAAGGAAGCCAUUCUCGAAAGUCUCAAUGACAAUGGCGACGGUUCCGAGGACGAAGAAUUGAGAAAGACGGCCAAGAAGGAACUCAAGAGGCUUCGCAAGCAUCUUCGCGUUCUGCAGCCUGGAAAGCCUGACGCCCCUACCGCCAGUCGGUCGCCACACCCUGCCUCCCGAUCAAACCAUCUUUCGCCUUUAGCCCAUUAUCCACUGGCGAGCCGCAAGCGACCACGCACCCUCUCCAACGAUGAGAGACAAGACUCCUUCAAGUCUCGACGGACGACGCCCACCUCGACCCUCACUGCUCCAUCGCCAGCAGAGUCAUCUGUUAGUCUGGACAGCCUUGAUGAUCCCUUCCUUGACUCAUUGUUUGGGGGCUUGACAAAAGAAGAGCUAGAGCAUAACCAGGACUUUUGGAGACAAAAACAGCAGGAAGAGAACGAUGAGAAAUUCGCCCAGAGUCUCUCUCAAGAGUGGGCGGGUGGAUCAGCCACGGAGCCGACACAGCCCACUCUGCCAUACCGAUCUGACUAUACACAGUCGUUCCUCAGGAGCGAUGGCUCAUUCGUCAAGUCGGAACCAUCUCACAAUGCUAAUCGCUCGACCACCAUUAAAGGGGACCCAGUCCCAGCCGAUAUAUCUCUAACGGGGGUGUGGGAGGGCCCGGCGACUUUUAGACCUGUCAAGCACGAACCCGCGCGACAUGGCACUUUCAAAGCUGAACCGGGCAUGGGUCCCUCACUAUCUAUGCCUGGAGCAUUCCCAGACGCCCUCUCACAAAACCAAGCCUAUGAUAGCCUUGGGGGGUUCUCUGUGUAUAGCAGCCGACAUGGUGCUGGUCUCGGUACUGACAGUCCAGACCGGUACACACAGCCGCGUGGUCAGUUGGACCCAGAUCUCAACGGUACUCUCCCCGAUUCUUUGGAGCGUUCCUUCGACGGAGGCCGGGAACAUGCGCAGACGCAAGCUGAAUUGCGACAGCUUUUGCAACAUAUUCGCCCUGACGAAGAGCUCACAGCAGACCAGAUGCCGGAGCAGCCUCAGGGUCUGAAAGUAUCUUUGAUGCCACAUCAACUGAGUGGCUUGGCAUGGAUGAAGCGCAUGGAGGAGGGCACCAAUAAAGGGGGCAUUUUGGCGGACGACAUGGGCCUUGGAAAGACGCUUCAAAGCAUCGCGUUGAUGCUUGAACGCCCACCUCCUGAGGACAAGCAUCGACCAACGCUGGUUGUGGCCCCUGUCGCGCUCAUGCAUCAGUGGAGGCGCGAGAUUGAGAAAAUGGUUCGACCACGUCAUCGCAUGAACGUCUUCAUUCUUCAUGGCGAGACGAGGAAGGCUACCUGGUCGAGUCUGAGGGCUUAUGACAUUGUCCUAACCACCUACGGUCUGCUCGCGUCCGAACUCAAACGCAAGGCCGUGCUCGAUGAGAAAGCCAAACGAUUGCAGAACUAUGUACCCACCGCUGCCGAGGACUGCCCUGUUUUGGGAGACAGAUCUCGCUUUCACCGUGUCAUACUGGACGAGGCACACAAUAUCAAGAACAGAAACACAAAGGCUGCUCACGCGGCUUGUCGUAUACAGGCCGACUACCGUUGGUGUCUAACAGGGACGCCCAUGAUGAAUGAGACGGAAGAGAUGUUCAGCUUGGUCAAGUUCUGUCGAAUCCGUCCUUAUUGCGACUGGGAAAGGUUUCGGAAAGAUAUUGCAGCUCCCCUGAAGAGAAGAUACGAGGCCCAGCAGGAACGCGGGAUGGCAACUCUCCAAGCAUUGCUCCGUGCCAUCCUACUCCGACGGACCAAACAAUCGAACAUUCAUGGCCAACCGAUUCUUCAACUCCCACCGAAAGAAACGACGGAAGAUCGAGUUGUCUUUCUCGAGGACCAACGUGAAUUUUAUUUUGCCCUAGAGAACAGUGCUCAAAUCCAGAUGAACAGAUAUCUACAGAGGGGCACUGUGGGACGACACUACGCCAACAUACUGGUUUUGCUGCUUCGUCUUCGUCAGGCAGCAUGUCACCCCUUUCUGGUCACUGCAAGCAAAGAUUUUGUUCAGCUCCCUGGGGGAGAAUUGACCACGGACGUUCUCAUGCGAAAUGCUGCACAACUCGAUGUCAAAGUCGUCGAACGACUGAAGCAACUUGAUGCCUACGAAUGUCCGAUUUGCUUCGAUGUCACCGAGAACCCCUCCUUGUUCUUCUGCGGGCAUGCUAUAUGCGGUGAUUGUCUUAGCAGGUUGACUGAAGACAGAAACGACAAUGGCGCCAGACCAAAAUGCCCCCAAUGUCGCGCCGAUAUCGACGUCAAUAAUGUCACGGAUUACACCAGUUUUCUUCGUGUCCAUUGUCCGGAGCACGAGUCAUUGCAGGAGCUGGACCUACACCUAGAAUCGGAGUCCGUCUCUGACUCCGACUCUGACACAGACGACGGGAUCGAUGAUUCCGAAGAAGGAGACGAUCUCAAUGGCUUCAUUGUCUACGACACGGACCCGGAUGCCGAGUCCAGCGCCCGGAAGCCCGCGCAACGACCCAAGAAGAUCAAGAAACCUUCCAAGGCCAAGUCCCAAGCACGAGCGAAAUAUCCACCAAAAAGCCUUGCGCAGCUUCGAAAAGAGGGCCUGCGUAACAAGAGCGCCAGGAGAAGGUAUCUUAGACGCUUGAAGAAGACUUUCGAACCCUCGGCAAAGACCAUCCGGACCUUGGAGCUUCUCGAGGAGAUCAAAGGCCGCGGUGAAAACGAGAAGACGAUCGUCUUCUCCAACUUCACGUCCUUCUUGGACAUCAUCGAGACCACGCUGUACGAUCACAAAACCCUGAGUAACUACGUCCGUUACGAUGGGUCGAUGAGUAGCAAUGAAAGAAAUGACGCCGUCCUCGAGUUUACGGAGAACCCAAACUGCAGUAUAAUCUUGGUCAGUCUAAGGUCCGGGAACGCGGGCUUGAAUCUAACAGCUGCGAAUCAUGUCAUCAUGUUGGACCCUUUCUGGAAUCCCUUUGUCGAGUACCAGGCAGCCGAUCGUUGCUAUCGCAUUGGACAGCAACGUCCAGUCACUAUUCACAGAGUCCUGAUAGGCCAGGACGACCUACAGGACGGGAAUUCUCUGACUGCGGACGGAGCUCCGAGAGACCCUGCAGUGGGCUAUACAGUCGAGGACAGAAUCCUAAACCUCCAAGAGAAGAAGCGUCGGCUGGUCGAAACUGCGCUCGACGAAUCGGCAGGCCGGCAAGUGUCUCGACUUGGUGUACGUGAGUUGGGUUACCUUUUUGGACUCAACAGCCUUUGA